This is a messenger RNA of Cottoperca gobio, 1942 nucleotides long. RefSeq names its product Q-nucleotide N-glycosylase 1 (gene qng1). The transcript has 6 exons. Bases 485 to 1555 code for a protein of 356 amino acids. The record is from RefSeq and is a predicted model, not a curated record. NCBI's taxonomy places the organism in Eukaryota, Metazoa, Chordata, Actinopteri, Perciformes, Bovichtidae.
CUUUAAAUGUCUUGUGUUGUCAGUCCAAAACACAAAGAUAUGCUGUUUAAUAUGAUGUAUGCCUUAAACAGAGAAAAGGAGGACAUCUCUAAAUUUGAAAUGCUGAGUGGUUGGUGAUUCUUUUUUUGUUGCUCGACUAACGGAUUAGUCUACUAAUCGUUGCACUCCGGAUCUUGAUUAUGUUAUUUCAUUGUGAAUGUUCUAAUGAAGUUGGGAGAUCAUCUUAAUAAUGGCACUUCCCCAGAGAUGUAUGUAUGAUAUUGAUGCUUCAGUAUGAAAAGAGCACUGGCAUUCACAUCUCCCCUGCACCCACCCAUGCAUACUCUUAGAAGCUGAAGUCUGAAAAGUGUCUUAUUAGACUUCUCAAGGUGUAUUCCUAACAUGUAUGUUUUUUAUGUGUUGAAGAUCAUUAUUUUCAUAGUUAUCUCAUUAGAUUUAUGUAGGGACUGCUUGGAAAUGUAUUUAUAUAUGCUUGUAUGCCUACAUGUGUCCCGUCAGGUGUGUUUCUUCUCCAUACAGUAAUACAGUUUCUAUCAUGGAGCCACCUCUGUUUCCCCGUGAGUCUGGGCAGUUCAUAGCAGAGCGGAGUCGGGAUGUGUUUGUGGAGCAGGACGGAGUGCAGAAGGUGGCAGAGUUGCUCUACAACCUUCGACACAGUGACGAUCUGACCGCCAGUGGCUGGAAGACGGCAAAUCCAUUGGCUCCAGCACCCACCUCUGACCAGGCCUUGAACUGGGUGUUUGUGGUAGACACCAUGAACUUCUCCUUUUGGCCAGAGGAAGAAACUCAACAGUGUGAGGUGACCUAUAAAGGGAUCACGUACACGGGCUACAUGACCCUUUGUGCUGCCAUCACCAGGGCCAUGGAGGAAGGUAUACCCAUCACGGAUCCGACGUACUUCUCUCAGAUGAGCGUGGAGGAGUUGGGACAUGUCCUUCGAUCAGACAAUGAAACACCCAUGCCCAUGCUUCAGGAGCGUCACCAGGUGCUCACUGAAGGCGGCCGCGUGCUGCAGGAACACGGCGGAAGCUUCCGGAGUUUUAUCAGCCGAGCCGGGAACGACGCCCGGAAGAUGGUGGAACUCAUCGUGGAGAAGAUCCCUUCCUACAGGGACGAAGCUACAUAUCAGGGAAAGAAAAUCUCGUUCUACAAGCGAGCCCAGAUCCUGGUGGCAGAUUUCUGGGGCGUCAUGGAGGCCAGAGGAGAGGGUGACAUCAUUGACAUGGACUGGCUCACCAUGUUUGCAGACUACAGGGUCCCUCAGGCUCUCGUCUACCUCAAAGCACUUCGAUACUCUGACGCACUGAUGCAGUCGCUAAACAACGGCGAGCUGCUGAGUUCAGGCGACAGGAGAGAAGUGGAGAUCCGAGGUUGUUCGAUUUGGUCUGUGGAGCUGAUCAAAGACCGUCUCUGCGAGCUGGUGCAGGAGCGAGACGGACAGACCUGCACCAUCAACUCCGCAGUCAUCGACUUCUACCUGUGGCCUUAUGCCAAGAAGCUCCACAAAGAGAUGGCCCACAUUCCCAUACACCACACGCGCUGUAUUUACUACUGACGAGCUGGCUGGCAGCAUUACAUAGAGUAGAUGGCACUUCUCACUGUGUAGCCUUGGCAUCGGUGCCUUUUUCUCUGGGAUAAAGCCAAUCAUGUCACUGUGCCAGAUAUAUGUACAAAUGGGCUUCUCUCCAGCUGUAAUGGAAAGAGGUGUCAAGCUUUAAUGAAGCUUGUUGGUGUCUGUGGGACGUAGAACUGUUGUUCAUUCGCAGUCAAUUAAAAUGUUUAUGGUUGUUGAUGGGGAACGUUUUCUAACAAACUACUCACUGUAAUGUAGAGCAUGUGAUCAUAUACUGUACAUACAAUGAUGGACACAUUGGCGUAUAUGCAGCAGGUUGAACUUGUGAACUGACACGCCAACCAUUGAAAAUAAAAUGUUUUGAUUCGA